AGGGGGCGGGGCUGGCUCCCGCGAACCGAACGUAGAAGCCCCGGCGGCGGUGGACGUGAAGCAGUCGCUGCUCGUCUUUCUGCUGCUUUUGGUUUUUUCCCAGUGCUGCGUAGGGCUUCUUCUGGCUGCGCUGUGGGUCCGGAGGGUCGGCAGCCAGGCACAGGUUUCCUAAAAGGAAAAAUGGAGGAAGCCCUAAACCAAAUGCAUCCACUGAAUGAAAAGCAAAUAGCCAAUUCCGAAGAUGGAUAUGUAUGGCAAGUCACUGACAUGAAUAGACUGCACCGGUUCUUAUGUUUUGGUUCUGAAGGUGGAACUUAUUAUAUCAAAGAACAGAAGUUGGGCCUUGAAAAUGCUGAAGCUUUAAUUAGAUUGAUUGAAGAUGGCAGAGGUUAUGAAGUGAUACAAGAAAUAAAGUUGUUUAGUCAAGAAGGCAGAACCAUAAAGCAAGAGCCUUUGCUCUUUGCACUUGCCAUUUGUUCUCAGUGUUCUGACAUAAGCACAAAACAAGCAGCAUUUAAAGCUGUUUCUGAAGUUUGUCGCAUUCCUACACAUCUCUUUACUUUUAUCCAAUUUAAGAAAGAUCUGAAGGAAAGCAUGAAAUGUGGUAUGUGGGGUCGUGCUCUCCGGAAGGCUAUUGCAGACUGGUACAAUGAAAAAGGUGGCAUGGCCCUAGCUCUGGCAGUUACAAAAUAUAAACAGAGAAAUGGCUGGUCUCACAAAGAUCUGUUAAGACUGUCACAUCUUAAGCCUUCCAGUGAAGGACUUGCCAUUGUGACCAAAUAUAUUACAAAGGGCUGGAAAGAGGUCCAUGAAUUGUAUAAAGAAAAAGCACUUACUGUGGAAACUGAAAAAUUAUUAAAGUAUCUGGAGGCUGUAGAGAAAGUGAAGCGCACAAAAGAUGAACUGGAAGUCAUUCAUCUAAUAGAAGAACAUAGAUUAGUUAGGGAACAUCUUCUAACGAAUCACUUAAAAUCUAAAGAGGUAUGGAAGGCUUUGUUACAAGAAAUGCCUCUAACUGCAUUGCUAAGGAAUCUAGGAAAGAUGACUGCUAAUUCAGUGCUUGAACCAGGAAAUUCAGAAGUAUCUUUAGUAUGUGAAAAACUAUGUAAUGAAAAACUGUUAAAAAAGGCUCAAAUACAUCCAUUUCAUGUUUUAAUCGCACUAGAAACUUAUAAAACAGGUCAUGGACUCAGAGGAAAACUGAAGUGGCGCCCUGAUGAAGAAAUACUAAAAGCAUUGGAUACUGCUUUUUAUAAAACAUUUAAGACAGUUGAGCCAACUGGAAAGCGUUUCUUGCUGGCUGUUGAUGUCAGUGCUUCUAUGAACCAAAGAGUUUUGGGUAGUAUACUCAAUGCUAGUACUGUUGCUGCAGCAAUGUGCAUGGUUGUCACACAAACAGAAAAAGAUUCUUCUAUAGUUGCUUUUUCACAUGAAAUGGUACCAUGUCCUGUGACUACAGAUAUGACCUUACAACAGGUUUUAAUGGCUAUGAGUCAGAUCCCAGCAGGUGGAACAGAUUGCUCUCUUCCAAUAAUUUGGGCUCAGAAGACAAACACAGCUGCUGAUGUCUUCAUUGUAUUCACCGAUAAUGAGACCUUCGCUGGAAGCAUCCAUCCUGCUAUUGCUCUGAGGGAGUAUCGAAAGAAAAUGAAUAUUCCAGCUAAACUGAUUGUUUGUGGAAUGACAUCAAAUGGUUUUACCAUUGCAGACCCAGAUGAUAGAGGCAUGUUGGAUAUGUGUGGCUUUGAUACUGGAGCCCUGGAUGUAAUUCGAAAUUUCACAUUAGAUGUGAUUUAACCAUAAACACCAGCAUGACCUAAGAGGUCCAUUUCCAUCGCUGAAAAUAUGCAGCUACUUCCCACCUAAUCUCAAUCCAGUGAAGAUAAUAGUGCAGUAUGUACAUAGUUGAAAGUAACAUUACCAAAAAAAAAAAAAAAAUAGGAAGAAGGAAAAAUAAAGAUGAGCACGAAGUUCUAUCUACUAAACUAGCUCUUGGGAAGUAGCUUCAGGAUAUUAUAGCUUCCUCUCUCUCAUAGAGAACUUUUUGUUAAUAGAUAAUAUAAAAUAGUCAAAAAGUUUUGCUCUGGUGAAUAAUACAUUUGUACUUCAAAAAGGUGAUAUCCAGAAGUGAGCGGUUCCACAUCAUGUUACUUAUUUGAGAAGUGCUUAAUGUUUUCUUAAAUGUUUUCAUUGGAAAAGGACAGCUCUGAUAAUAUCCAGAUACUCUGAAAUGCACUAGACCAUGUAACUGUGAUGGAAUAUGAAACUCAUCUGUAAACUUUUAUAUAUAUGGGCUAAAAAACUAAGACACAUGAUUAAAUUGUGAAUGAGUUUUACAAAUCCCUUUCAGAGUUUUCUAAGAUCAUAUAAAUAACAGCUUUCUUAUUCAAUGAAACAUAUUUUAUUCCUGAUGUUUUAUUUGCAGUUGUAGAAUCUGCUAACCAUCAAGCAGAAAAACAAUGGAAAACCCUAAGAAUGUUACUGGGCCUGAAAAGGCUCUAAAGUUUGUGUUGGCUGUGGAAUUGGUUUUCUUUAUUGUUUUAUUGCUGUGAGUGAGGUCUGUAACUGGACAGUGAUUUCCUCUAAAUAACAUAGCCUCAUGUAGUCAUAUUCUUGUUUUUCAUACUCACAAAUGGAAAUAAUAUUUCAAGUAUUUAAGUUCCCUAUUCAUAAUCUUUAAAGUGUAUAACAAUUAGAAUCUCAACUAUAACUAGAUUAGCCUUUUCCUUACUCUUAAGAAUUUUUUAAUUGCUUUUUCUAGUCAUUUAUAAAUGGGUUUUAAAUGUUUUUUAAUUGUAAACAUGUCCACAAUCCAUUUUUAUGGCAGAACAGUCUUUUUUGAUAGGGAGAAGAAAUAAUAAAGCAAGCUAUGUCCUUCAGAUUUGAAAGACAGCUCUUUUGAAAGAGUAGCACAUUACGAACUAACCAGUCUGUAGGAAAUUGCUAUUUUUAUGUUUUGCUUGUGUGCAUUAAAUUUCCUUUUCCUUACACUAACAUGCAUUGUUUUCUUGAGCAAGUAUCCCAUCUUCAUUAGGAAGUUUAACAUUAAAGCAAUCUGUUGAAAUGUCCGUAUCUUUCUCAUAAUUUUAUAACGGUUGUCUAAGCUGUUACAUGUAACACUUGCAUUUUAUGCAUUGUUCUUUAAAUAUUAAAUGAUUUUUUUUUAGGGUUUUUAAAGCUCUUCUGUUAAAUUUGUAGUUAAAGGUAAAACACUAGUAAUAUAUAUUAUAAUCUUUUAUGUGCUUGAGGAUUAUAGAUUUUAUGUUUUGGAGGAAAGGCAGGGCUUUAAUAGUGUGAAGAUUUGAAUAUUCUGUUUCAUGGUAGGUUGGGGCUCUGGGAACAUUAAGAAAAUGUUUUUAUUUUUUCAAAUGCAUUGGGCAUAUUUAUGCUGGCUUUGAUAUUUAACCAUUCCUGCAAGGCAACUAAUAGCAGUUUUUAAUACUAGUAGCACUUAUUUACCUGAGAGAUUUUUGGUCCACAAAGCUAGUUACACCACCCACCCCACAUAUACAUCAUUUCUGGUUUUAACCCUCUAUCAGGUAUGGGAUGAAUUUAACAGCCACUUUUGAUAUGGUAUUAUAUUCAGAUCAAAUUUGAAGAAUCCAGGAUCUUCCAAAAUUAAAAAUAAUAUGAUCUUUUUAUUCAUAAUAGAACUGUUAAAUAGAAUAUAAUAUAAAUGUUUACUUCUUCAGUUAUGUGCUAUUUAAAUAGAACUUUCAUACAAAUAUAGUAUAUCUAGGAUCUAAUAUUAAACCCAUCAGGAAAAUGUAUUAGAGGUGACUUUUUGAAGCAUUUAGAUAGGUCUAAUUAAAUGGAUGAGAGUAAGAUUUAAGAAAGACAAAUAUGAAAGGAAAACAAACUACCAGAGAACAUAAUUUUAAAUAAUUUAACAAUUUCAAAUCAUGACACUUUAGAGCUUGAAUGAAAUCCUAGAAACUUAAAAACUAACUUUUGAAUUUUGGCUGGAGACCCCAGAUUCAAUACAGAAUUUGAUUCUCAAGCACUAUAAGUGACCCACAAAUCUUAGUCUCUUCAAUUCCCAUUCCACUUUUCACUCCCCACAGCAAGGGAACACUGAAUUAGAAUAAUAGAAUUAUUCUCAUAAAAUGGAAAACUUUUAAGGAAGUAUAUAUACAUGAUUGCUUUAAGAACAGAAAAACAGAUGUAAACACGUAUCAUUUUUAAUUCAUAGUAAUCCUCAGGCACAAUUAAUGUUUUAAUAAGUUAUGUUGCUGUAUAACAGUCCUAUAAAAGACUUUACCUUAUUAUAAAUAGGAUGUACUUGAGUGAUAAACAAGCUUUAUUUUCUAGGAUUACUGUUACAUUAAUAUUUAGGGAAAUAUUGCUUUUAAAAGCAAUCCUAAUGAGCUGGAGCUGGAGCUCAGUGGCAGAGCACUUGCCUAGCAUUUGUGAGGCACUGAGUUUGAUCCUGAGCACCACAUAAAAAAUAAAUAAAAUAAAGGUAUCAUGUCCAUCUACAACCAAAAA
This is a messenger RNA of Sciurus carolinensis (gray squirrel), 4488 nucleotides long. It is a transcript of the gene Ro60, whose product is annotated as Ro60, Y RNA binding protein. The coding region runs from base 181 to 1797 and encodes 538 amino acids. The record is from RefSeq and is a predicted model, not a curated record. The transcript has 9 exons. Gene Ontology annotation, cellular component: ribonucleoprotein complex. NCBI's taxonomy places the organism in Eukaryota, Metazoa, Chordata, Mammalia, Rodentia, Sciuridae. Gene Ontology annotation, molecular function: RNA binding.